This is a messenger RNA of Onychostoma macrolepis, 2024 nucleotides long. It is a transcript of the gene mpl, whose product is annotated as MPL proto-oncogene, thrombopoietin receptor. The record is from RefSeq and is a predicted model, not a curated record. Gene Ontology annotation, cellular component: external side of plasma membrane. Gene Ontology annotation, molecular function: protein binding; cytokine receptor activity. Lineage: Eukaryota; Metazoa; Chordata; Actinopteri; Cypriniformes; Cyprinidae. The coding region runs from base 123 to 2018 and encodes 631 amino acids. The transcript is spliced from 12 exons. Gene Ontology annotation, biological process: positive regulation of cell population proliferation; hemopoiesis; cytokine-mediated signaling pathway.
CCCCAGUGCAACCACUUCCUAUUGCAUUGGGCCCCGUCUGAUGACCACCUAUCAACCUCCCCGCCCUCUUCUAAAAACAUAAAGUACUGAACACUAACAUAUCUAGAGAUUUAAAAAGUCAUAUGUAUGGAUGCCCUGUGUACAUGAUGGAUUCAGCACUCACCUGGUGGAUACUUCUUUCCUGUCUGAUCAAGCAGGGGCAUUUAGAGCCUCACUUAUCAAAGCAAGAUUUUUCUCUCUUGGCUAUGGAUAAGGACCCAAAAUGUUUCACCAGGGAUCUAGAAGCCUUCACUUGCUUUUGGGAAGCACCUGCUGGAAAGUCCUAUUAUUUUUUCUACGAAAUAUCACCAGAAGAAAAAAGAUGUGAUGUGAAACAACAAACUUAUGAGGAGAACAAGGUCCUGCAUAUUUGCACAUUCCCAUCAAGUGACGUCUUUAUGUAUGUCAAGAUGCACCUAAGAGUGAUAGACAGGGACACCAACACAACCAUCUACAAUCGCACAGUCAGUGUGGAGGAUCAGCUUUUUCUGUAUCCUCCAACAAAUAUUUCCCUUCGUCCAACUGGCGACGUGCGCCAAAUGUUAGUUGAAUGGAAAGAAAUAAAACAAUUUCCAAUGAACAUGCAGUAUGAAAUUCAUUACAGAUCCAAAAACACAUCAAGCACAGUUAAACCGGUGUCAAAACGCUCCCAUAAGCUUGUGUCUCUGGUCGCAGGAGAGAACUGCACAGUGCAAAUGAGAGUCAAGCCCGGACGUGCUUUUUGGAGUGACUGGUCAAGUCCUGUAACAGCUAUGGUGCCACAAACAGCAGGUGACAUAAAGUUGCGGUGCCACACUCCAGAUCUGCAUCAAGUAUUAUGCCAAUGGAGAGGAGACAUUUAUGAUGACUGCAGAUACAGCUUCCACUACAGACAAAUAAACAGAAGUCUGUGGGAUAGUUGGAAGUUGUGUUCCAGAGACAACGACACUGUCCAUCAAUGUGUCUUGUAUGGGCAAGAGUCCAGUAUCUAUCAGUUUUACCUCCACGUUGGAUUGCAUCCAUUUGGUCGAAGGUUUUAUGCAGAAACUUUCAGUAUGAACAGCAGCAUCCAGACAAGGCCUCCAGAAGGUCUGAAGUCACAGCCUGAGGAAGGACGGCUUUGUUUGAUAUGGGAUCCACCCUUUUUGAAGAUCUCGCAGUAUCUAAAGUACCAGAUCCGAUACCAGCGGGAAGGAGAGAGUGAGUGGAAGGAUUUUACAACAUCCAGCUCCAAGACCAGCACUUGCUUGGAUGUACACAGAGGGAGUCAAUACACUAUCCAGAUUCGAGCCCAACCCAAUGGAUCGGUGUACAGUGGAGACUGGAGUGACUGGUCAAAACCUCUCUCCGCCCUCUUACCUUUAGGCAAAGAGUGGAUCUUCAUUGUCUGUAUACCAGUGGCUCUGCUUAUCAUUGCUUCUGCAAUGAUCUCUUUCUUCUCCAGAUACUUCCGGAAGUUUAAAAAGUCCUUGUGGCCAUCAGUCCCAAACCUUAACAAGGUGCUGGAAAGCUUUCUGACUGAUAUCAGUGGAUCACAUUGGGAGCCAACAUUCAACAUCAAGCAAUGUGACGAUGACACUGCUACGUCAGUACUGGAGAUUCUGCCCGAGAAAGAAACUUCAGUAAAAUUCUGUAAGAAGUCCACCUGUCUUUCUCUCCAUGAUCGUGGCUUCUUAGCUGAUGUAAAACAUAAGGAGAAUUUCAGAGAGGAUUUGGAGAUGGCUCAAGAUUAUGUCAUUUUGAACAACGAUAUGAUCCCAUGCUUUACAGGGAAUGACUAUGUGUAUGGGGAUGCUGCUUUAUCUCAUCUGGCUAAUGAAAAACUAAACUGUUGCCCCAGUACCUGUUCUACCACCUUCCCAGAAUGCAGCACAAAUAUUCUCAACCAUUCCUAUCUCCUUCUGGCAGAACAGUCUGAUCUUGAAGAGCAUCACUCAGCCUGUCGCCAGUAUACCAAUAUGGAGAUCACAGCAAUCGCGUAUGAAGCAAGUGGAGAGUGAGGUUCA